Molecule: messenger RNA, 5769 nt
Organism: [Candida] anglica
Lineage: Eukaryota; Fungi; Ascomycota; Pichiomycetes; Serinales; Debaryomycetaceae
Source: the annotation of a GenBank genome assembly
AUGUCCGGGGAAGACGAUGGAUUCAAUUCGAAGAACUGGGUCUGGGUGCCAGACUCAAGGAACUUCUUCAGUAAGGGAUACGUAACGGAUUAUUUGGCGGACGGACAAUGUAAGGUUACAGUGAUGGAGGGGAAUCAAGAGCAGCAUCGGGUUGUUGCCAGCAACACUUUGGAGAACUGUAACCCGGUAAAAUUCAACAAGUGCAACGAUAUGGCCGAAUUAACCCAUUUAAACGAACCUUCAGUGGUGUACAACUUGUAUCUUCGAUACAAUGAUGAUAUGAUCUACACUUAUUCGGGUCUCUUUUUGGUUGCGAUCAACCCAUACAAGCUGUUACCGGUGUACGAUGCAGCCACCCUCAAACGAUUCCAUGACCAUACACAUGACAAACCACCACCUCAUAUCUAUGCUACCGCUGAAGGAACAUAUCGGAACCUUCUUGCCAAUGGUAAAGAUCAAUCGAUUCUUGUUACAGGAGAAAGUGGAGCUGGUAAAACGGAAAAUACCAAAAAAAUUAUUCAAUAUCUCUCCUCCAUUACUUCUGAACAUGACUCAAAUUCUGGAUCAAAUUCUGAUAUUGAUACAAAGAUUCUUCAAGCAAAUCCAAUUUUAGAAAGUUUUGGUAAUGCCAAAACAAUUAAAAAUAAUAAUUCAUCAAGAUUUGGUAAAUUUAUCAAGAUUUUCGUUCUGCAAAAGGGAAAUAUCAGUGGAGCCAACAUAGAGUAUUAUCUUCUUGAAAAAUCUAGAGUCGUACAUCAAGUAGCAAAUGAACGGAAUUAUCAUGUUUUCUAUCAAUUUUUGAAAGGAGCUGGUAAGGAAACUCUUUCCAAAUACAAGUUGAACAAAGAUGUGAAACUGCACAACUACUUGAAGGAAUCACAGGCUGAAAUCCCCCAUGUAGAUGAUGCUAAGGACUUCCAAUCGUUGGUUGAGGCCUUUGCCAUCAUGGGAUUUGCUGAUAAGGAAACAAAACAAAUCUUUGCCAUGCUUGCCGUUGUUUUACAUCUUGGUGACUUGGAAUUUACAUCUUGGAAACUGGAACAAGCUAGUUUCACCUCGACAUCACCCACUGAAAUCAUUGCUAAUCUCCUUGGCAUUAAAAAGCAAGAACUUGUAGAUAAUUUACUUCGUCCAAAAGUUAAAGCUGGAAGAGAAUUUGUUCUGAAAUCUCAAAAGGCAUCUGCGGUAAAAUAUGCCAUUGAUGCAUUUGCCAAAUAUUUAUUUGAAAGGAUAUUCCAAUACAUUAUCCAAAGAAUUAAUGAUAAUUUGGAUAUUGCACAAAUGGAUAAUUCAGAUUCAAAUUUUAUUGGAGUAUUGGAUAUUGCUGGGUUUGAAAUCUUUGAACAAAACUCAUUUGAACAAUUAUGUAUUAAUUAUACUAAUGAAAAAUUACAACAAUUUUUCAAUCAUCAUUCAUUUAUAUUGGAACAAAGUGAAUAUCUUAGAGAAGAUAUUGAAUGGGAAUUCAUUGAUUUUGGUCAAGAUUUACAACCAACGAUUGAUUUGAUUGAAACCAAGAAACCUAUGGGGAUCUUUGCCAUUUUAGAUGAAGAAUGUAUGGUUCCUAAAUCAAGUGAUAAGACUUUUAUGGAGAACCUUGCAUCUCAAUGGGGUAAUGGACAAAAUAAGAAAUUCCAACAGAAUAAGUAUAAAAGUGGAUUUAUUGUACAUCAUUAUGCUGGUAUGGUUGAAUAUAAUGUCGAUAAUUGGUUACAAAAGAAUACCGAUCCGGUCACUGAAGGGUUACUCAAAUUAUUACCAAACUCUGAAAACUCAUUUGUAAGUGAAUUAUUUGUUAAUGAUGAACAUUUGGUUGCAUCCAAUAAUAAUAAUAAAAGAGGUGGGAAGUUGAAAACUGCAUCUCAAAAACAUAAGGAACAAUUGACCCAUCUUAUGGAACAACUUGGACUUACAGAACCACAUUUUGUGAGAUGUAUCUUACCUAAUCUUGAAAAGAAACCCAACAAGUUUGAUAAGAAUUUGGUACUUCUUCAAUUACGAUGCAAUGGUGUAUUGGAAGGAAUUAGAAUUGCUCGUGCUGGAUACCCUAACAAGAUGACAUUUGAAGAAUUUUAUCAAAGAUAUUCUAUUCUAGACGUUAAGGAAGUAUUUACCAAAAACAUGAAGACUAAUAGUGAACUUAUUAUUAAACAUAUUAACUUGGAUGCUGAAAGUUAUAAAGUUGGGAUUACAAAACUUUUCUUCAAAAAUGGUGUAUUGGGUAAACUUGAAGAACUUCGAGAUUUGAGUUUAAAGGGAAUUUUCACUGAAUUUCAAAGUCUUGUUAGAGGGAAAUCUACUCGUAAAACCAUCAAAUCCAAAAUUGCUGAAAUCCAAGCUUCUCAACUAAUUGCAAAGAAUUUCAAGGCUAUUCACGAAACUAGAAAGAGUAGUUUAUGGCUUGAUUUAUUCAUUAAUAUCAAACCAUUGUUGGAAGAUUCUGUCAAGGUACUUGAUUCCAAGGAAGUUCAAGAUAAUUUAAAAUCUUUGACUAAGAAACUUAAAGAAGCAGAGAUGAGUAAGGAAAAACUUGAAGGUGAAAACACUAAACUUCAAACACAGAUGCAACAACUUGAAAAUGAAGUAAUUUCAACCACUCUGUUGAUGAAGGAAAGAGAUUCUGUUGUUGAUAAGUUGAAGAGUGAAGAAAAGAAGAGUAGAUCUAAAAUUGAAACCUUAUCAUCUGAAAUAAAAUCUAUACAACAGAAGUUUGAUGUGAUUUUCAAGACUAAAACGUCAUUAGAAAGUGACAUUGAAGAUCAUAAACAGAAACUUCAAGAAAGCUUACAAAAACAUGAAAAAAUUGUGGAACAACACUCCGCUGCUGAAAAGAAUAUUCUUGAUCUUAAUGAGAAACUUAAAGUUCAUGAAAAAGAAAAAUCCAAACACCAAACUAUACUUGAUCGUACCAUCAUGGAUCAUGAAUCAUCUGUGGCCACAUUGACUGCUAAUUCUGAGAAACUCAAGGUUGAGAAUGAAAGAGUCACCAAAGAAGUCAAUACAUUAACUGAAAAGUUGAAUAAAUUAACAAAGAAACAUGAAUCUUUACUUGAGGAAAAGAAAUCAUUUUCUUCUGGUAGUGAUGAAUUGAAAAAGGAAAUUGAAAACUUAUCAGCCAAAUGCGAACUGUUAUCUAAGGAAAGGGACUUAUUGACCCAAAAACAUGCAAGAUUAACUGAAAAAUAUGAGACUGUUAAUAAAGACUUGUCUGCUUCAACACUGAGUGCACUGGAAAAAAAUGAUUUGUUAAAGUCAUUAAAGGCAGAAAUUUCUAAAAAUACUUCCACGACAGAAAAAUUAUCUAGAGAUAAAUCUUUGGCUGAGAAUUCAUUAUCUGAAUUGCAAUUGAAACUUCGGGAAAGUGAAAAGAGUAAGUCUUCUCUUCAAAGUAAGUGUAAUAAGUUGGAGGUUGAGGUGGAGAAUUUAACUGGACAGAUUAAAACAUUCUCUGAUAAGGAACGUGAGCUCCAAGAUACCCAUAAAAAGGAACUAGCAAAACUUGAACAGUUAGAUGAUUUGAAAUCUGAAUUACAGACCAUUACAAAUGAAAAGGAGCAAAUAUCUGCAUCGUAUCAGAAACUAAAAGUUGAAUAUGAAACUUCCAAGAGUGCCCAACAAGAUUAUUCAAAACAAAUUCUUGACAUGAAGGAACAAAUGAAGGAAUUAGAGAGUAAUACAAAUAGAAAUAAGGAGAAUGUGCCACCACCUGAACCUUCAUUUGUGAAUGAAUUUGCCAACAUUAAGUUGAAACUCAAUGAACAAAGUGCAAGUUUACGAAAGGAAAAGUUUGAGAAUCAAAAGUUGAAUGAAGAACUCAAACAACUCAAGGGCAGAAUUAUCUCCGGUGAUUCGGAACGCAAAAGUGCAAGCUUUAGAAGAUCUUUAGCUAUUGGAGAAGAAGUCACAUUAAAUCUGAACUAUCUUCGUGAAGAAAUUGAUGCUCUUAAGUUUAGCUUAGAACAAGAAGAAUCCAAUGCUCAAAGAGCAGAGAAUUAUGCAAUUGAACUUCAAAAGAAAUUGAAUAAGUUGCAAUCUAGUCGUGGUAUUGGUAAUUCAACUGACUUUGAAAAGAAAUAUAAGGAAUCACAAAUGAGAAUUCAGGAAUUAGAAGACAAGAUCAACAAUAUAGUUUCACAAGAAGAUUCUCCGAAAAGACUUUCCAAGAGUGAAAGCUUUGGUCGGAGUUCACUCAUAAAUAAGACAUUAAGUAACGCAAAUCAAGAUUUUGUGAAGAUUUAUCAGGAUGUUUCCAAAACUCUUAAAGUUACAAGAGAUGAAUUAUCGGGAUCAAAGAGUGAAAUUUUAAGAUUAAAGUCACUCUUGCGAGAAUCUGAAGAUGAAUUAUAUGAUGCAAAGAGACAAACCUUCAAGACUUCUAUUUCUGAUUACGAAAGUGAACUUGCCCAACUCAAGGUUAGAUACGAUAGCGUUAGCGCUCAGAAUGUCGAAAUAAAUGCAUCCGUUUCAUUAUAUAAGAAACGAGCAGAUGAAUAUUAUAAGAAAUUAGAACUUGCAGAAUCUGCAAUUAACAUUUCUCAAAGACAUGAACAAACAGCGGCACGUGAAUUGGCAGAGGCUAAAAACCAAUUACAUCUUGCUCGUGAGGAAGCUCGGGCGUCCCAGAUUCUUAUAACUGAUGUUAGAAGACAAAAUACUACUUUGGAAAACACGAUCAGCGAUAAAGAGUAUGCUAUAAAGCAAUCUAAGGAACAAAUAAAGACAUUGGUGGAUAAGAUUGAAUAUUUCACCACCAACUAUGAAAAUGUUGAAAAUCAAGAAAAGUAUAAAGAGGAAAUCCGAGUCUUAAACAAGGAUUUGAAUUUCAAAUUAGAAACAGAAACUAUACUCAUUAAAGACAAUAAGAAACUUCAACUUGAUCUUGAAGAAAUGACUCGUGAGAAGGAAGAAUUGGACGCUGAAUGUAUUGAACAACAACAAAAAUUGAAUGAGUUUGAAAUAAAUCUUGCCGAAGCCACAAAGAGAGUUCGGACCCUUGAAAAUGAAAAGGCCAUUCAUGAGAGAAAGAUCACAAACUUCACCAAACAAGUGACAUCAUUGAAAGAUCUCGUUGGAGAACUUACUCAAGAGAAGGAUAAUUUAUUGCAAGAGAAGGAGACUUUAGAGGAAGAUCUUAUCAAAUUAACUCAAACCCAUGAAGAUACUCAAGCUACAUUGACACAAACUGAAGCUGACAUGGCUGUUUUGAGAGAUCAUUUAGAAAAUCAACGUGAAAGUGCAGAUGCAAUUCGAUCUGAACUUAAUCAGUCAAAGAUAUCUACUACGAAUGAUAUUCAAGAUUAUCUGAAAUUGAAAAGAGAUCUUUUGGUUACCAAUGAAGAGAACGAUUCUUUGAAAAAGGUCAAUCAGGAACUCAAUUCAAAAGUACACAGUCUCGAAGAAAAACUUUACAGUAAUGAACAAUUGAAGUAUUGGGAAUCUAAGGUUAAUGAACUUACUGGAAAGUUGGAUCAAUCAGAAGGUUCGAACUAUGAAUCCUCCAAGACAAUCAAACUGUUGGAGAGAGAAUUAAAGAAAUUGGAGAUUAGAGUGCAAAACGAAUCCCAACUCACCAAGAAGUAUAACGAUGAGAAUUUCGACUACCAGAACAAGGUGAACCACUACAAGAGUACGAUCGAUAUCCUUCACAGUGAAAGUCUGGAGAAGGAACUUUUGUUAAAGGCAGCUGAACGUGAAAAGAUUGAAAUGAAGGAAAAUAUGCUCAUUCUUGAACGGGAAGUUUUAGAAUUACGUAGUAAACUUGGUAUUUAG